GCUAUUUCUUACCACUGCAAAGUGAAACCUUGCUCUUUCAGGAUUGCAAGUUAGCUUCUUGAAAAAACAGCAUUCUGGAAAUUGUUUGCUGGAAAAUCUGGAUUACUUCAGGGGUCUCUCUCUCUGCUGGUGUAGAUUGAAAAAAAAUUCAUUUUAUCAUUUAAAAAUACCACUUAAGAUGGAAAAUUUCAAAUGCAAAUAGCCAUUGAUGAGAUUGUGGUAAUAUAUUUAAGAUAACAAGAGAAAAAAGCUACAGAUAAACACAUUCUGAUUUGAGGGAGCAGAUGCCAACACACAGCCUUCAUACGCGUCUCGGUCCACCAGCAGCACAAAGUCUGUAAAAGAGGUGUGGUGAGAGCCCCGCCGCAGCCCCAGCUUGUCACCCGAGAAGCCGCAAACGCAGAGGGUGCCCAGGGCCUAGCGGCCAGCCACCGACACUCCGUUUGAACACUCGUGAAAACAUUUCCUCAUGUGUCAGUUUCUGAAGGUACACAGCUAAGACCUGAAUGCCAUCUCCACUGUACCCAGGCCCUACAGUUUUCUCAUGCUGACUGCUUGAUGGGUUUAAAUCAGUUGCUGGCAACUGCUGGGCAGGAGAAAUGGCUCUGAUCACACCCGGGUUUGGAAGGCGGAGUUUUCCUCCAUUAAAGAGGAGGAGUUCAUUGCUAUUGAAACUCACAGCUGUUGUCUUUGCUGUGCUUCUAUUUUGUGAAUUUUUAGUCUAUUACUUAGUGAUCUUUCGGUGUGACUGGCCUGAGGUGAACACUCCAGCUUAUGAAGGUGAACAAGAGACUUUUGAGCCUGUGCUGAAAGCCAUGUUUCUGGCAGACACCCACUUGCUUGGGGAAAUCAGAGGCCAUUGGCUAGACAAAUUACGAAGGGAAUGGCAAAUGGAGAGAGCCUUCCAGACGGCUCUGUGGUUGUUGAAGCCAGACGUUGUCUUCAUUCUGGGGGAUGUCUUUGAUGAAGGGAAGUGGAGCUCCCCCCAGGCCUGGGCAGAUGAUGUGGAACGGUUUCAGAAAAUGUUCAGACACCCAAGUCAUGUGCAGCUGAAGGUAGUUGCUGGCAACCAUGACAUUGGCUUCCACUAUGAGAUGACCACAUACAAAGUCAAACGGUUCAAGAAAGUUUUCAAACCUGAAAGGCUGUUUUCUUGGAAAGGCGUUAAUUUUGUGGUGGUCAACAGUGUGGCGCUGGAAGGGGACGGCUGCACCCUCUGCUCCAAAGAAGAAGCAGAGCUGCUGGCAGUUUCCCACAGACUGAACUGCUCCCGGGAGGUAGGAGUCACUGGAAUGCCACCUUCUGCUCCGUGUCUUUCGUUUUUGUUCAUCAUGCAGCACCCCCCGCCCUUGCUGCCACCUGGUGGGUGUCAGGUUUGCGGGAUUAACAGCCUGACUUCUGCCCAGCAGGGUCCUGCUUCCGGCCAGUGUGGGGACGGGCGGCCACUGCCUGCGUCUGCCCCCGUCCUCCUGCAGCAUUACCCGCUUUAUCGGAGAAGCGACGCGAAUUGUUCUGGGGACGAUGCUGCCCCUCCAGAGGAAAGGAGCAUCCCGUUCCAGGAGCGAUAUGACGUGCUUUCUCGGGAGGCUUCACAAAAGCUGCUGUGGUGGCUGCGGCCGCGCCUGGUCCUGAGCGGCCACACGCACAGCGGCUGCACCGUGCUGCACGCCGGAGGCCCCCCCGAGCUCAGCGUCCCGUCGUUCAGUUGGAGGAACAGAAACAACCCAAGUUUCAUCAUGGGCAGCAUAACAGCCACAGGUCAUGCCCUCUCCAAGUGCUACCUCCCACGUGAGGACAUGGUUCUGACCAUCUACUGCGGAGCAGCUGUGUUCCUUGCGGUCCUCAUAUUUGCUCACUUUGAGCUGUUAGCCUCACCUUCUCCUUUUGAUUGGAACCUGCUAAGAAAGUCUAGGACGACGUGAAGAGCAGGUGACACCUGCACUUAGGAAUAAAUAUCAAAGCCCAAGAAAUGGAAGUUCAGGCAGAGCUCAAAGAGUGGAGCGGAGGACCAGACCACGUGCGGACAUCACAGAGACUCUAAAUCACUGCUGCGAGUUACUGCAGAAUAAAUAGUUGAUUGUACUGUUCUCAUGCUAUACAAAUGGAACGUGUACUCUACACCAAACCAGUUUUCUCAUUUUUAUCAAAUAUAUGGAUCAUCAAAGGUUGCAUCUGUACAGGGUGUAAAUGCCAUUAAUGCCGUUGCUUGCAUGCACGACGCAGGCCUUGCGUCCCCAGGAAGGGCCUGGCAGCCCGACACACACUUGGGGUGUGUGUACAUAAACAUUGGGUUUGCUUCUGUCUGCCUAUGAGGUGGUUCUCAAAUUACUGUAUAGUAUAAAGCCAUAUCCUUAAAAUAAAAGUAUAGGUGCAAUAUACAGGAACAUAGUGUUUUUAUAGACUUUUGUACUUCUGUACAAAAUUAAUGGAAUCAGGUUUUUAGAUAAGUAAUUUUCUCUACAGGAGACCACGUUGUUAGACCUGAAUUUAAGGCAUUCAAUGAUCAAAAGAAACUUAAAAAAUGGAGGAGGACAUGGCUUUCAGUAUUUGAAAAUAAAUGUUUUGAUAAUUUUAA
Lemur catta (Ring-tailed lemur) is the source of this 2575-nucleotide messenger RNA. RefSeq names its product metallophosphoesterase 1 (gene MPPE1). Lineage: Eukaryota; Metazoa; Chordata; Mammalia; Primates; Lemuridae. Gene Ontology annotation, cellular component: endoplasmic reticulum-Golgi intermediate compartment. Gene Ontology annotation, molecular function: phosphoric diester hydrolase activity. The coding region runs from base 600 to 1922 and encodes 440 amino acids. Gene Ontology annotation, biological process: GPI anchor biosynthetic process; endoplasmic reticulum to Golgi vesicle-mediated transport. The record is from RefSeq and is a predicted model, not a curated record. The transcript has 11 exons.